This is a messenger RNA of Nematolebias whitei (Rio pearlfish), 2070 nucleotides long. RefSeq names its product cyclic nucleotide gated channel subunit beta 1a (gene cngb1a). Gene Ontology annotation, biological process: monoatomic cation transmembrane transport; retina homeostasis. The record is from RefSeq and is a predicted model, not a curated record. Gene Ontology annotation, cellular component: photoreceptor outer segment; plasma membrane; intracellular cyclic nucleotide activated cation channel complex. NCBI's taxonomy places the organism in Eukaryota, Metazoa, Chordata, Actinopteri, Cyprinodontiformes, Rivulidae. The transcript has 15 exons. Gene Ontology annotation, molecular function: intracellularly cAMP-activated cation channel activity; cGMP binding; intracellularly cGMP-activated cation channel activity. The coding region runs from base 1 to 2070 and encodes 689 amino acids.
AUGCGUCCGUUGUCUGCUGCCAGCAUCGGCAGCGUUGGAUUCCAAGAACGCCUGAAUGAGCUGGUCAAGUUCUUCAAAGGUCGAACAGAACGCCAGAAAGGCCGACUGGUAGAUCCAGAUGCAUCUGAGGAUGACAGCCCCAAAACCUCCCCGAGCAAAGCUCCACUGCCUCCUCCUCCACCACCUCCUCCAGGAGGGGAGAACAAGGAUGGCAUGACUGCAGUACAGGAACAAGAUGAGGGGAAUGAGCUCAACUUUGAACUUAUGGGGUAUCCAGUUAAAAUCCCCAAACUUCCCCCUAUCCCCAGCUGGCUGCGAGCGAUCCUGGAAUACCGCUUCCCCUCAAGCAUUGACCCAUUCACUGAUCUAAUUUACGUGAUCUGGCUGUUCUUUGUGGUGGCGGCGUGGAACUGGAACAUGUGGCUGAUCCCUGUCCGCUGGGCAUUCCCCUACCAAACUACUGAGAACCUCCACCUGUGGCUGCUGGCAGACUACACCUGUGACUUCAUCUACAUUGCCGACUUACUGAUCUUCCAGCCCAGACUGCAGUUUGUCCGUGGAGGAGAUAUAGUGUGCGAUAAAAAGGACAUGAGGGAACAUUACAUGACCACUGAGAGGUUUAAGAUGGACGUCCUCAGUCUGUUUCCCAUGGAAGUAUUUUACCUCUUCACAGGAGUGAACCCUCUGUUGAGGUUCCCUCGUCUGCUGAAGUACAUGGCUUUCUUCGAGUUUAACGACAGAAUGGAGGCUGUCAUGAAGAAGGCGUACAUCUACAGGGUGAUCCGGACCUCCACCUACCUGCUGUACUCUCUUCACAUCAAUGCCUGUCUCUUCUACUGGGGUUCUGACUAUGAAGGACUGGGAUCCACCAAAUGGGUCUACAACGGAGAGGGCAAUGCUUACAUCCGUUGUUACUACUUUGCUGUGAAGACCCUGAUCACCAUCGGAGGACUGCCGGACCCCACCACCGUCUUUGAGAUCUGCUUCCAGCUCAUCAACUACUUUGUUGGUGUCUUUGCUUUCUCCAUCAUGAUUGGCCAGAUGAGAGAUGUAGUUGGAGCAGCGACUGCAGGGGAGAACUACUACCGGGCCUGUAUGGACAGCACCAUCAAGUACAUGAACUCCUACAGCAUACCCCGUGAAGUUCAGAGCCGCAUCAAGACCUGGUAUGACUACACCUGGAAGAGCCAGGGCAUGCUGGAUGAACAGGAGCUGUUGGUGCAGCUGCCUGCUAAGAUGAGGCUGGACAUUGCCGUGGACGUCAACUACUCCAUUGUCAGUAAAGUGGCCCUGUUUCAGGGCUGCGACAGGCAGAUGAUGUUUGACAUGCUGACCAGGCUCAAGUCCGUUGUAUACCUGCCUGGAGACUUUGUUUGUAAGAAGGGGGAGAUCGGCAGAGAGAUGUACAUUAUCAAACAGGGGGAGGUUCAGGUGGUGGGGGGUCCAGAUCUGCAGACAGUGUUCGUCACCAUCAGAGCUGGCUCAGUGUUCGGAGAGAUCAGUCUGCUUGCAGGAGGUGGAGGAAACCGGCGAACAGCCAAUGUGAAGGCACAUGGAUUCGCGAACCUCUUCAUCCUGGAUAAGAAGGACCUGGCAGAAAUCCUGGUUCAUUACCCCGAGUCUCAGAAACUCCUGCGGAAGAAAGCAAAGAAGAUGCUGACCAAGGACAAAAAGCCUGAUGAGAAGGACACCCAAAAAGAGGCAACAGAGGUUAUCCCUCCACGACCCGACACCCCCAAACUGUUCAAGGCUGCUCUGAAGGUGACGGAGCAGGCGGGCAUCGAAGGAACGUUCUCCAAGUUGAAGAAGGUCUACAGACCACCUGAGAGCUCUGCAGAGGCUCCUCCCACAAUUUCUCCAGUCCCGCCUCCUUCUCCGAUGCACCGGCGCUAUCCAGCCCCUCCAAAUUCAGCACUGGAGGAUGAAGACGAGUCUGUAGCUGAGACGGCGGACAGCUCUGUCAUCAUCAGGAUGACGCCACAGAAAGGAGAGGAGCUUCUCACCGUGGAGGUGCUAGCAGCUGAAGAGGAGGCAAAGGAGAAGAUGGAGGACGAGAAAGAGGAGAAAUGA